CCGCUCAUUUUGCAAAGUUGCAAAUGACGGAUUUAGCGUCGUAAUGGCCGUUAUUUUUGUUGUCUAAAAAAUUGAGCCGGUUUUUACACAUAUUGAUGCAGAAAUGAGUGAAAAGUGGUAAUAAAGAGUUUUUAGUGAAGAAUUAUAUUAUAUUCACAAGGACGAAGUCGUAUUGAAAAACUGUUAGGAACGUUAGGAAUUAUUUUACGAUUGUCUAGGAAUUUGUAAAGCCUGGUUCGCCGUGACCGAUGUGCUUCUCAUAAAAUUUUGCAGCUAAACUAGAAAAUAAUAAAGAAAAAGGGCACAAUUAAUUUUUAGAUGUUAAUAUAAUAGCGACAUUAAAAUGAGUACGAAGGACAUAAAUAAGAUUGGCGAGGAAGACACCAAAACUCCUGACAAGCAACAAAUCGAAGCCGAGGAAAAGGAGGUGAUGCUAAAAAAUGAAAAAGAAAAGAUAGAAGAGAACAUGAAAAAUGAUGAAGGGCCGGUAAAAUCGGCGCUAUCGGGAGAUAUAACGGAGCAAGGGAGAGAGGUUAAACCAAAGUUCAUACCCAUAGGAGCUAUAAAGAUGCCUGGCUUUUUUACUAAGAACUCGGACAAAGACAAAUCCAAGGAUGAGGAGGCAAUAGAAAAGGACAAUGAGAAAUCCGCUGAUAAAGCAGACGAGGAACAACCUAAACAAUUAUUUGGUGUUGGAUUUUGUCCAUUUAUGAAAUUUUUAAAUAAGGAGCCUAGUGAGGGAGAUAACACAAAGAAACCCAUGGGUUUAUUCAAAUUACCAUAUCCAAAACUAUUUCAAAAGAAAUCAACCAAUGCAAAUGAGGCAGCAUUAGCAUCAAUGGAAACUCUGGAGGAUAAAGUUGAUGCCGCUAAUGAUGGGCUGGAAAAUAUCAAAUUGGAUAUGAGUGAUGAUGAGGAAGGACCAGUGUCAGUUAAACUUCCACUUCAAGAGAGAAUCAGACAAAUGAAAUUGACCAAAGAUGACAAGAUUGUUUGCGCUAUAUUGUUGCUUCUGCUUUUCAUCAUAAUUUUACUUUCAAUAAUAUUAGGAACGAAAACUGCAAUACCAGCUGAAAGACCUCUUCGCCUCGGCCGCUACAUAACUACACAGACUACAUGUGGCCUAGUGGAAGGAAUAUUGGAUGAUGGCACCUACAAGUUUUAUAGCAUUCCAUUUGCUGCACCACCACUCGACGAUAGGCGAUUUGCCAAUGCUAAACCUUUAAAUAAUAUGUCAAUGUGCUGGAAUGGCACCUUGGAAGUUCACGAACCGGGUUCUUUAUGUCUUCAAUCCCUCGAGAACAGAAACAUUACUGGUGAUGAAAACUGUCUGACACUUGAUAUUGUCACUCCUCAUGUCAGGUAUGAUACACCACUUCCAGUCGUCGUGUUGAUUGGCGCGAACACACUAGCGGGUGGCAUUAGCCCGGCGCAACCUUCCGCGGCCAUGUCAAAAUCCAAGGAAGUCGUUUUCGUCCGUCCAAACUUCAGAUUAGGCUCCUUUGGUUUCUUGGCUCUGGACAUCUUAUCAAACUCGAAAUAUCCCCCGACUUCAGGAAACUACGCUCUCAGCGACUUAAUGAUUGCAUUACAAUGGAUACAAUAUAAUAUAAAACAUUUUGGUGGAGACCAAGACUCUGUUACUUUGCUCGGUCACCGGGCCGGGGCGACACUCGCGGCCGCACUCACGACUAUCAAAAAGGCCCAAAAACUAUAUUCCCGCGUCUGGCUCUCCUCGCCCUCUGUCAUUUUUCCUGGAGAGCCUCUAGAACAAUCGCAAAAAAAUUACGAACAAUUUAAGGAAAGAAGUCAAUGUAAUGACGUGGAAUGCCUUCGCCGCAUUUCGCCUGCGCAGGUUCUGGACGCCACCCAAGACACAUGGUUAGAAAACGAUGUUGACUCGCUACCAUCCGUUCGAAGAACUGAGAGGUCGUGGUUGGUUCUAGAUGGAGAUUUCCUCCGGACGCAUGCUUACGAAAGCUGGGCUGAAUUAAAGGAAGCGCGGAAUAAAGGAAAAGAAAAAGUUUUCAAACCGAUGGUGUUUGGUACGACGCAACAUUCCGGGCACUCGAAAUCGCUUCGCCAAAAGCAUAUGAAUUGGACUUCCGAAAUUGUCGAAAAAAUGGUGAACGAAAGCUACUUGGGCGAGAGAAACCUGACUAAUGAAGUUUUCAAAUAUUUUAAUAAAACUUAUGAAGGUCUGGUAGAAUUGAUAUCGAAUAUUCGUACGCUGUGUCCGCUGGUCAGCCUUGCGCGGAUGCGCCUCAACACGCCGCUGUACGUGGCUCUCGGCUCGGGGGCGGGCGGCGGCCCGACGGGAACUGGCCUGGCAGAUAUUAAUUCAGACAUAAAAGCUAUUUUAGGAACGUUGGAAGCUAGCACACCGGAACAGAGAAGCUAUGUAUCAUCUAUACAGAAAAUGUUUUAUUAUUAUGUCUCGCACGGCAAGCUGUUACCGCAAGUGGAGUUGUACGGCCUAAUAGAGGUCAGCAGCGAGCCGCGCCAAGCUCACGGCUUACCAGCCUGUGACUUCCUUAUUCAGGAGGACAUUGUACCGAGAUACGCACAUAUCGACUAAAUACGACAGCUUUGACAACCCCUGUAGUUAUUUAUUUGCCGAAUCUUAGUAUUUUGAGUCACGUGUUCAGGGUUUACUGAAGUAAGUUAAUAUUUGAAGAAUCUUCCAAUACUCAGAAUUUUUUAAGUCCUUAGUAAAGUUUUGUAACUAUUUUACUUUUUGACAUUUUUCUAUUGAAGACUGAAUACCACCACCGCCAAUGAUAUUAGGAAUGGUCUCACAUUUUUUUGUAAGUUUUGUAUGUAGUUUAUAAUAAUAAUUGAAAUAUACUUUUAAGUGGUACAAUAUGAUACUCAACAGCGAACGCCAGUGUAGCAUUUUAUAAUUAUUAUUAGUCAUUACCAAUAGUAAGAUAAGACAUCUUAGGUUAGAUAACCACAUCAUUACCAUGUUUCCAAUGAAUUAUGUGAUUUACAUUACAAGUCUGACAAACCCAAAGAUAUUAAAUUUGUAUUACUUUUGUAGUAUGUAGUCAUAAUAGCAUUUGUACGUAAACUUAUUGUGUGAAAUAGUCAGUAAUUACUAUAAAAUAGUUUUUGAGCAUAUACCAAAUAUUGAUGCCACAGCUAGCUCGUUUUGAGGCUAAUAAUAUUUUUUUAGUAGUUCAAUUUUGAGUCAAGGUCAAGUGUUCUUUGAGCCUGCAAUGAAAAUUAUAUACAACACACCUAAUAUUGCAAUAUAAUAUCUUACUGAAAUAAAAUUGGACUGCUAAAAAUUGUUUUGUAUACAAUAUGCGUGUUUUUGUAAUUUUUGUAAACGCCUUGGAAUGUUUUUUUUUUUGUAUGUGAUCAUUAGUAACUUAUUCUUAUUGUGUAUGUCGCCAAAUUAGAUAUCGAAAUUCAUGAGUACAUAUCACGUACUUAUAGAAUGCUUUCCGUUAGCUUUAAUAAAUGUAUGAGAAUAA
Molecule: messenger RNA, 3482 nt
Organism: Aricia agestis (brown argus)
Lineage: Eukaryota; Metazoa; Arthropoda; Insecta; Lepidoptera; Lycaenidae
Gene: Nrt
Product: neurotactin
Exons: 6
Coding region: 344-2578 (744 amino acids)
Source: RefSeq, a predicted model, not a curated record